This is a messenger RNA of Brassica oleracea var. oleracea, 1031 nucleotides long. RefSeq names its product probable long-chain-alcohol O-fatty-acyltransferase 3. Lineage: Eukaryota; Viridiplantae; Streptophyta; Magnoliopsida; Brassicales; Brassicaceae. Bases 12 to 1031 code for a protein of 339 amino acids. The record is from RefSeq and is a predicted model, not a curated record. The transcript has a single exon. Gene Ontology annotation, biological process: lipid metabolic process.
GAUCUAGAGAGAUGGAACAAGAACUCGAGAACCUCAUCAAGGUUUGGUUUUCUGCAAUCAUCUCAGUAUCUUAUUGUUACUACAUAUCAACCAGAAUCAAAGCUGGAGUAUUCCGUUUACUCUCUGUUCUUCCAGUUUGUGUUCUGUUUCUCCUUCUACCUCUGUUUUUCUCCUCUGUUCACUUCUCUGAAUCGACAGCGUUCUUCCUCACAUGGCUCGCCAAUUUCAAACUCAUCCUCUUCUCUUUCGACAAAGGUCCUCUUUACCCACUUCCCCAAACCCUCUCCCGGUUCAUCUACUUCACUUGCUUCCCCAUCAAGCCUCAACAAAGCCCUAAGUCUCAUGACCAGAUCCCUAAAUGGGUUUUCGCCAUUAAAGUUGUUGUAUUUGGUGUGUUGUUACGUAUGUAUGAUUACAAACAACACUUGUCUCCGACUAUGCUGUUGGUUAUGUACUCUCUGCAUAUAUAUUUGGAACUUGAGAUUGUCUUAAUGCUCGUCAAAGUCUUGGUCUUGAUUACUCUUGGAUGCGAUCUAGAGCCACAGUCCAAUGAGCCAUACUUAGCCACUUCCCUUCAAGAUUUCUGGGGUCGCCGGUGGAACCUCAUGGUCCCGGCGAUCCUCCGGCCAGCUGUUUACAACCCGGUGCAGCGAAUAGCCGAAAGGACAAUGAGCUCUGAUCAGGCUAGGUUUUUGGCGGUUUUUGCGACGUUCAUUGUCUCCGGUGCAGUUCACGAGCUGAUCUUCUUUUAUGUCACCCACGAGAUGCCUACAGGAGAGGUCACUUGGUUCUUUCUGUUGCAUGGAGUUUGCACGGCGGCGGAAGUAGCGGUGAAGAAGAUGACGUUUGUGCGGCGUUGGACGUUGGGUCCUAUGGCUUCACGACUGCUCACGGUAGGGUUUGUAGUUUUGACGAGUGGUUGGUUGUUUUUCCCACCUCUUAUAAGAAAUGGCAUGUUUGUUAGACUCCCUAACGAAGCUUUGUUGUUCAUUGAUUUUGUCAAGGACAAGUUUUUUACUUUUAUGUCAUGA